ACUUACUGCCGUAAAACACAGAAAAGGUAGUAGAAUAUACCACAUUUUGGUGACUAUGGUUACCUGCAAAGAUCCACAACGCAGAACUUUGGAACUUCUCAAAGUCAUAAAAGACGUGACAUCAUCGCGUUAACGGUAAGAUUAAUGCAAAAUAGAGCAGAGAAGAGACAUAAACUGAGCAGAGAAAUAUAGCAUAAGGCAUUACAGUGAGUGCGUCCCACUAGAGCUCUACAAUGACGAGUGGACGAAGUCUGCAUUCAUUCAUCACAGACUGCAGAGCAGACGAUGUGGAAAAACUCGCACUGCGGAUGAAAAGCGGUCUUGGCAGCUCGAGGUACAAACCGACCGACUAUAAAACACUCCAAGCUAUUGUUGAUGCCAGGCGCCUGCAGUCAAAACUAAUUGGACAAAAGGUUGAGAAAAUUCGCUGUGCAGCCAAGGCAACCAAGGAGAGCUCAAUUUUACAGCAGCACAGACAGGUGUGGAGCAGAGAGUGCCCCAGGCUGCAAAAGGCUGAAAUGAAUGCUGAAGAUGACAUCCGUGGUUUUCUCGAGCAGAUCAGACCCACUAAUAGAACAGAUUCUGGCAUUUUCUCACUUCAGGAUGAUGAGCUUUUGCUCGAGAGAGAACGAGAGGCAUUUUGGACAGCGACUGUGGAGCCGGUUUAUCAGCUCAGGGAUGACCUGUGCUUCAGAUGCAGUGAACUACAACAUCGGCGGCUCAAUGUUCAUCCAUCAAGCAUAGAACCAGUUAUGCAACAGAUACAAUUUGUGAAAGACCAGCAAGGUGAAAUUACUGCAAAACUCCAUGCAGAUUGUGUAGCCUUGGAGGAGGAGAUAAUGAACCUUGGCUUGGAGAAAUAUCUCACGAGUAGCUCAGAUGAUCAUCUGGUGAACAUAGAAAGUAUUCCAGAGGAGGUUUGGAAUUCUGACUGCCCCUACCCAGAGCUGAAGGACUCUCUGAUCCAGGCCUUCCACUGCUUGUCAGAAAUGUACAGGGGCAGACUGAACAGCCUUCAAGAGGAACUGCAAAGAACUGACAGGUUCUGUGGCUGGAGUCCAGACGACCACCUACGCUACCAGUUCACGCUGUGCCAGUACACUCAUGACAUAACCAACAACAGAGCGCUUUGCAUGGACAUGCUGCAAAGAGUCUUCCCUGAGAAAAGCAGGCAAGAGCUGAUGGAGCAUGAACGCGCGUUGGACUGGCACCACUUCACCCAGACACAGCUGAACGCAGUGACCCAGCAGUGGCGACGGGACAUGGAAGAGUUAUUAGCCCACGCCCUGGUCACAUUACAAGAAGCAGGGCUUGCCCACCAGGAGGAGCUGGAGCACCACAGAGACCGCCAGAGCCAGCAGGAGAUAUGCUCGCGUCUCAGAGAGAAGCUGCAGCGAUGGCGGACCCAGCAGGAGGAGGUGGCGACACUGGAGGCAGCUAUAACUGCUAGACAACAAGCUGAGGAAAAGGCAAGGUUAAAAAGGGAGCAGGAGAAGGAGGCUGCCGUCAGGUCACAGCAAAAGGAGAAGGUCAGGCGGUUUCAUUUUAAGCAGGAGAAGAGGAGGGAGGAGCUGGAGCAGAGAGACCGAGACAGACUUGCUUAUCUGAGGAGCAUCAUGGAGGAGCAGGAAAGGAAAGAUAAAGAGAGGGUGCAGUUUAGGGCAGACAUGUUGCAACUGCGCAAGGAGGAGAGAGAAGCGCGGGAGCUCGAGCGUCAAAGGGAAGAGGAAGAGAAACAGAAGCGUCUGGAAGCUCUCAGAAACCAGGUUGUGGUGGUGGCAGAGGCAGACCCAGAGAGGCUGACGGCAGAUACAGAGGCAUGGAAGAGUCGACGGCUGAAUGAAAAGGAGUUUGUGCUCCAGAGACCUCUCUACAGCAUUAACACAUUUACAAACACACAGAUUGAAUCUGAUCUCAGAGUGCGGCUUGAUCGGGCGCUGCGGGAGGCUGGUCUGCAAAACAGCCUGUAUACCAAAGCGGUUGUGGCUGCUUUAAAUCCACCCAAACCACCUCGAUGAAGCACAGGAUCCACAUUCAACGUCUGACCAGGGGCUUGUUGGGGUCAACAUGUAAAGUUGAACUUUUUGUUCCCCUUAUAUUUAUCAUUCCAUGACUUAAUAAUGUGUCGGUGGAUCCACAUUUGCACAGCUGUACAAAGUCAAAGACAAUAUUGACCAAAACAUGACACGGUUCAGUUACCUUUUUUUUUUUUUUUUACUUUUAUUGAAGGUUAUAUACAUAUUAGAAAUACAGUAUCAUACAUUUGCUUUCACAUAUAACAAACAUGUACAUCCAACGGAGAAAAUGACUUUUCUUCACAUUUAUCAACACUUUUUUCACUUGAUAUAAUGUUCAGAAAGUUCAUAUUUGCAUAGACGAGCUUGUACGGAAGACACUUGACUGUGGUGAGCAUUUACUGACACACUCACGUCUCGAUGGCGUUGUCUUUUACCGUCUUGCGUCCCGUCCAAUAAGCAUACACACGCUUUAAAUAACCUUUAAGAUAGGAAUACAGCAGCCUACGUUACUAUUCUCGAUGAGUUGAUUUUAAUUCUGUGUGUGAGAUUUGUGGCUGUCGCUAACAAAGUUAACAUUUAUAUAAAGACGUGCUGACGGAAAGACUUUUUCAUUUUCUUUCCCUGAGUUAAAAACAGAAGUUCAAAUCAACAUACACGACACGUUACUUUUAAAAAUCACUAUACAUUAGCACCAGAGUAUAUAUUUAGUACAUAUUAAAACAUCCAACAAAUAUACAUAUAUAACAGCAACAUUUAUAUAUAUGGUCUUGUUUUUAACUUAUUUUAGCUCAUC
Solea solea (common sole) is the source of this 2811-nucleotide messenger RNA. Its product is annotated as coiled-coil domain-containing protein 148-like. Lineage: Eukaryota; Metazoa; Chordata; Actinopteri; Pleuronectiformes; Soleidae. The record is from RefSeq and is a predicted model, not a curated record. Bases 234 to 2018 code for a protein of 594 amino acids. The transcript has 15 exons.